Messenger RNA from Xenia sp. Carnegie-2017, 626 nucleotides. RefSeq names its product protein C19orf12 homolog. The transcript has a single exon. Lineage: Eukaryota; Metazoa; Cnidaria; Anthozoa; Malacalcyonacea; Xeniidae. Bases 68 to 472 code for a protein of 134 amino acids. The record is from RefSeq and is a predicted model, not a curated record.
CACCGCCGAUAUAAAUAAUUCAAAAGUGCAAAGCAUUGCAAGAGUCUUUCUUUUGUAACGACAUACUAUGGCGGUUACAAGUGCGCUGGUGUUAAAGCUUCUCUCGGAAAUUGCCAAAGAGGAAGUAAACGCGGAUUUAACCGUCACUAUGUCGGCAGCCUCGCAAGGUGCCAUCAAAGUUGGUGCUACAACAUUGAUAUCGUCUCUCUUUCUCGGUCCAGUCGGCUUUAUAGUCGGUUCUGUUGGUGGUGGUGUGUGGGCAUAUGCUACGAGCUCAAAUUUUAAGCCGUUGCAUGCUGUUCUCGAAGAAUUGACUAAAGAAGAGAAAAAUAGACUUGCACAAGUUGCUUUAAAACAUGCAGGAGAGAUUGGGUUGGAUUUAGGCAUGGCGACCUUGUUGACAAGUUCUCCUGAAGCUAGAGCAUUUCUUGUUGAAGUUCUGAAACGGCUCGGUUUAUCAGUUAAAGAUUGACGAUAAUCAGAGAAUUUAGUCUCAACGAAACUCGAAUUAUACAAAAAUAGUGCAAUGCCAACUAUUCAUCGAAAAUUCCUGAUAAGAAAGUAUUUAAUUUAAUAUGUGUUUACUUAGUAUAUUAAAUAAUGAGUACCAUUCUUGAUCCGCGUAA